AUGGAGGUUUGUUAUGAGCUAUAUAACACGGAUACUUCACUUUGUUGCCGUAUCGCGUAUCGGAUACGUAUCCGAUACCGAUACGCGACGGAUACGCGACGGAUACGUAUCCUGGGCGUAUCCGCGGGAUGGGCCGUAUUGGGCCGGGAAACCUCAGAUUCGAUACGUAUCUCGGUGGAUACGGCCCAGUUUAAAGCCCAUCUAAAGGAGCCGGCCCGAUAGAAUUAACGGGCUGGACCAAAAAGCCCAUUUGUGAUGUAGCCCAUUGCAGCUGGAUGAACAAAUCUAGCUCUAUAAAUAAUGAUGCUCUAUACAAUAUAAGAUUCCACACAAUUGAGAAAGCCGCAGCUAGGUCAAAAACUCCCCGCCUCCAUAGAUUCGCAGUAUGGCAUCUCCAAAUCUGAGUGCUACUGCUGCUAGUUCUAGUGCUAGUUCUGCUGCUAGUUCUAGUGUUGGAUCUGGGUCCAGACAAAUAACUGAUAUCAGGGCUCCAUUGUGGGAUCAUGUCACCAUUCUAGAGAAGCCUAAACCUGGUGGAGGAAAUACCAAGUUGCAUUUGCUUGCAGCCGCAAUUUGCUUGCAGCCGCAAUUUGCCAAGUUACACAAUACCUGGGUAUAACAGGGCAAGGGAAUCACUGCUCAAGCAAGAAAGAAGGCACAUAGAGACUCUAUUGGAGAGUACAAAGAGCACAUGGCCAGAGAAAGGGGUCACAAUCUGCUCUGAUGGUUGGUCAGAUCCUCAGAGGAGGCCAAUCAUCAACUUCACCGCUGUUUCUGAGAAAGCACCAAUGUUUUUGAGGGCUGACAAUUGUGAAGGAGAAUACAAGUCAAAAGAAUAUAUUGCUGAGAAAUUUUACAGCAACAUGUGGCUUCAAGAAGGUGCUGGCCGACGACCCCCCCACAAGGACAAGGAAAUAUCACAAAUGAGGAUGACUUGCUUCAAGAAAUUCUUUCGCAUACCGCAAGAGUUGGCUGCAGUGAAGGAAGAAUAUGCAAGGUUUUCUAGUUGUUCAGAAGAAUUCAAUGACCCUGAUUCUAUACAUGAUAGAUGGGCUGUUUCCCCAAUGACAUGGUGGACAAAUCAUGGACAAUCUAUCCCUCUUUUGAUGAGUUUGGCCAUGAAACUGCUCAGCCAACCGGCCUCUUCUUCUUGCUGUGAAAGAAAUUGGAGCACAUAUAGCUUCAUCCAUAGUGUCAAGAGAAAUGCCUUAACUCCUGAGCGGGCUGAAGAUUUGGUCUUUGUGCACUCAAAUCUGAGACAUUUGUCAAGAAGAACUGAUGCAUACAAGAAAGGAGAGACAAGGAUGUGGGAUGUUGGGGGAGAUUCUUUUGAUUCCCUUAGUGGUGUUGGUCUUCUUGAAGUUGCUGACCUCUCCAUUGAUGAACCUGAGUUGCAGGCUGUAUCAUUUGGAUUGGGUGAUGCCGAGGAUGAAGGUGUGGAGCUGGAGGAGACGGGGAAUGAGGAAGAAGCUUGAUGUUGAUGGCUUGAUGCUAGUUUGCUACUACCUUUUAAUUAUUUCCUAAUUUAGAACCUGCUGCUAUCAUGUUAUUUUGAGUGUAAUAGACCUUUAAUGUCUCUAUGUUGAAUUAGAAUAUCUAUUUUGUAAUUUAUUUUGCACUAUUAUUAUUUAUUAAAAAAAAUAGUUAAAACGUA
Molecule: messenger RNA, 1654 nt
Organism: Salvia splendens (bonfire salvia)
Lineage: Eukaryota; Viridiplantae; Streptophyta; Magnoliopsida; Lamiales; Lamiaceae
Exons: 3
Coding region: 789-1475 (228 amino acids)
Molecular function (GO): protein dimerization activity
Source: RefSeq, a predicted model, not a curated record